Staurois parvus is the source of this 312-nucleotide messenger RNA. NCBI's taxonomy places the organism in Eukaryota, Metazoa, Chordata, Amphibia, Anura, Ranidae. The record is from the annotation of a GenBank genome assembly.
AUGGGGCCCCCGGGCAAUAGGCGAUCAUGGGGCCCCUGUGUCCUUGCCCAAACUCAAAAAAGCCUAUGAAAAAGGUACCAGGAUAAUCUCAUGGGGCCCCCUAAUGACCCCGGGCCCUCGGGCAGUGCCCGAGUUUCCAAAUGGUCAGUCCGCCAUUAUUUAAUCACACAUUAUUAUUGUAUUAUUAUAUGUGGUUAUUAUUAUUAUUUAUGUAGUAGCGCUACACCACUAGAUUUAUAUUUUUAGCAUCAUUAUCACCUAUAGGUACAGGGCUGGGUGUCAGCAGCUUUUUAGAUAUUAAUAAUAUUCUAU